GAGGCCGGAAGACGCGGUGUAGGUAGGGUUGUUGUCAUGUAGGAAGUGUGAGUUUGUUGGAAACUUCCGGAAACUUUCAGAAACUUCGUCGGCUGUACGGCUGAUUUUUAAACAUGAGGAGGCUGUUGACUGUGAAUCGGGUUGUUCGGGAGUUGCAGCGAGUUUUCAUCAUUGUCCUGUCGCUUCCAGUGCUGGAGGGCUCGCACUAUCUGGGCGACUGCUCCCAGCAGGGCCUAAAUUGUACAGUUCUAUCUGGCAACUGUUUGGAUAGCAGCUGGUUUAAAUCCUCUGUGUGGACACCUUCAUUUCCUAAAGACCUUCGGGUAACCAUAACCAGGCAGGGGAAUGCUAGUGGAUUCCACAAGCCUGUACUGUCCAUUAGUUGGAAAUUGAGAACAGAUGCUAGUAUAAAUUAUUCUCAAGGAAUAGAGAUCUCUUUGGCAAAAUGGAGCACAGGAGAGAGAAAGUGCAUACAAUACCGGUUCAAUAACAGAAUAACAAGCCAAGUAAAUCCACAAGGGAAGAAGUGGGCUUUCUUACUGGAGAGGUUUGAGGUAGAUCCAGACCAGAAAUACACAGUGACAGCAUGCAGUUUACCAAGAGCCAACAUCAAUCAAGAUAAUGAUUGUCCAAAAGUAAAUUAUACUGUACCAGGUUGCAGUGAUGACUCAAUCAAGUAUACAGAAGUUUGCAAACGAAGAGGCAGUCUAUGGAAUCCUGAUAUUACAUACAUCAGAAGUGAAAUGAAUGUGACCAUCAUCUUCCAGACUGGAAAUUAUUCUUCUAAAUACAUAGUCUUGUUGCAGAGUCGUGAUUCAAAUAAGAUCUGCAAUCAUGCUAAGAAAACUUUUGACGAGGUAGUGGAACAAAGAGUAAAUGUAACUUUUUCAACUGAAAACUGGAUGCAAAGCUGCACUGCUUAUGAAAUUAAGAUUAUUCCAUUUUUUGAAGGCUGCCAUCAUGACUGCAAACAGGUUAUUGUAUUUGUCCCUGAGCCAGCAACAACACAGAUGACGAUGACAACAACAACAACAAAAUUAACAAGUUCGACUCCAGCUGAGAGAACACAUUUCUUUGCUGGCAUUUGUGUAAUCAUUCUGAUGAUUGUGUUUGGCUGUACAAUUUGGGUACAGAUAAAAUCCAAACCAAAUGAAAUAAUGAAACUACCAGAAAAGCCAUCUCAUGUUGUACACCAAGGAUUUCCACAGGUGCAAAAGAAAGUCCUGAUCAUUUAUUCGCUGGACCAUAACCUCUACCAGAAUGUUGUUCUAGCAUUUGCACAGUUCCUGAUGACUGCCUGUGGUACCAAAGUGACUUUAGAUUGUUUACAGAGUAAUGAGGCUGCAGAAAUCGGGCACAUGAAUUGGCUCACAUUACACAAAAACGAGUCAGACAAGAUUAUCAUUCUAUGCUCCCGUGGAACAAGGGCGAAGUGGGAAGCAAUGCUGAGUAUGAAACAGAGAAAGAUAUUACUGAAAAGUGAAGAACGCUCGCCAAUGCACGACAUGUUUACUCCUGCCAUGAACCUGAUUUUGCCAGACUUUAAACGGCCAGCUUCAUUUGGAAAAUACAUUGUUGCAUAUUUUGAUGACAUCAGCAGUGAAGAUGAUAUACCUGAUCCCUUUAAUGUUGCCGUGAAGUACAAACUGAUGAAACAGUUUGAAGAAAUACACUUCAGAGUGCAGGAUUUGGAAAAAUAUGAGCCAGGAAAGACUUUCCAUGUGGCGGGAAUAGCACUGGAUGAUUAUCACAAAUGCCCAUCUGGUGAAAUAUUGAAAAAUGCACUUGAGAAGUUUAAGUUGUUACAAAUGGAACAGCCAGACUGGUUUGAAAAAGAAUGCAUCACAUCCCCAGAGGAAGCAGGGAUGGAGGAAGAAUCAUCUUUUGAUUUUUCGGCAAUUGAUCAAAAUGUCUUGCAAUAUCAGCCUUUUGGUGUGCCUUGUACUGUGAAUGAAGUAUGCAUGGCCAAAUCAAAUGAUGAGACAUUUGUACAGUACCCAGUAGGAUUUGAGGAUGCAGUCCAAGACAUGGGUUUGUCACAAAAUGUGAUUGGAAUAGACUGCAGUGAAGCACAGGUUCUGAACCCAAUACGCACCUUGGAGCCAUUGUAUCGUAUAUCCACAUUGGACUGCAGCCAGACUGUUUUAAACUACCCUAAUUUUGAGUCUCCUCCAAAGGCAGAAGGAUCAUUGAAAUUGGAAAAGGAUUGUAUGAUGCAGAAUGACAUCAGGACUGUUCCUCAAUAUACUUGUGAAAGCAACAUCACAGUGAAUGAAGCUGUUAUGGACUCUGGUGGUGAACAGAUUUCGGGUAUUUCUGAUGAUGUAAAGAGGAGACUUCAAGACCUUCAACAGAUGCUCCUCCUCCGGGAUUUCAUGUCAUCUGUGGACUCAGCCAGUGAGGUUGCUGGAUAUCCACAAUCUCUCUCUCUCCUAGAGAAAAAAGAAAAUACAGAUUCAGACCAGGGCUAUAGCUCCCAACAGUCGGUUGAUGAAAUUCCAUUAGGAAGUGUGAGCAUUUCUUCUGAUGUAUUAAAUGACUUAAAGAUGCUGCAGAUGGCUUUACUUAAUGAAAGCAUGGGAAUGACUGAGUAGAAAGCGAGCGCAUUGCUCAAUGCAUAAGACAUGCAGCUAGCUCUCUUAAUGAUUCAAGACAGUGAAUAUUGGCAUUUUUUUGAUAGGUAUGUCAGUCUUAAUAUUUAAGCUUUGUGUGUAUGUACAUUUGUGUGUGUGUGUAUAACAUACAAAAUCUAUUUUUAAAACAAAUGUCUUAAGCAGAUAUAAAAUUCUCAUAGAGAACAGAAUAAUUUUGUGGUCCUGGAUGUGGUUCUGUUUGGAUUUGUAUGAGAAGGGUGCUAUAAAUAUUGUGUUGGUAAAAUGGACUCUAACUCCAAAGUCCGAGACUCGCACAGGUUUGAAAUAAAAUCUGAAUAUAGAUUUAAUUGAAAUAGGAUUCGCUGUAUCCUCAGUUGCAAAACUUGUUGGACUGAAAUUUAAAUAUGUGCCAAAGCAUUAAUCCUGGACAAACACAGGACAUAAGUGUUUCUUUAUUUAUUUUGUUUAAAAAAAGCCAUCUCCAAUGUUGUUGUUGUUGUGCCCUAAAUUAGGGUAGAAACUGGUUUCAAAAUUAUGGUACAAGAAUUUACAGGGAAUACACAAAUCUACUGCUCCCUGCUAUUUGCUGGAAGAAUGUCAUUAAACAAUAUGGCAAGGUUAUCAUAUUAAAAGAUAGCAGCAUUCAGAAGGAGAUUGCAACAAGAUUCCCAGAAUGUAUGGUCUUAAUCUUAAUUUUGUUCUUGCUUAACUUUACUGUGAAGAUUUGAUAUCCUGUUGUGAUUAAGGACUUUGUUUCAUCUCGGAAGACAAAUUUGUCUGGAAGGUGUAAUGCAUUACCCGAUCAUUGCAUGAAGUACUGCUUCAAUUACAGGUGAGCCUCUGCGAACUUUCACAGCAUUUGAGAGCUAACAGGUUGGAAACUCUUGUGAGUGUUGCACAUUCUUGUAACUGAAAAUGUGCAAUUCAAGAAAGGUUUUAGUUGGGGAUUAGAGAAGGAACUGGGGAUAGAAAUUGGGGCCUCCAUCAGAGUGGGGGGGGGGGGGAGAAAGGGAAGCCUGGCUGGUUGAGGGGAUUAAGAGGAUUUGGGAAAAUUGUUGGGUGGUAAGGGAAGUUCAGGCAUGAAUAGUCAGGAAGGAGGAGGAGAUUGGUGGGUGGAGGUGGGGGAGAAGCCAGUACUGUGGGGAGCCUGAAAGAUGGGAUGUGCAUUAGUGAGGUCACAGUCCAGCAAAGUGGUGAAGAUCUGAUUGCCCCAGGACUGCCCAAUGGUGGUCGUUCAGGAGUCAAUGUGGUCUAAUUUAUCCUGUAAUGCUCCAUAAGGAGGGUUUGCACAAGGGCUGACAUAGUUAGAGGUGUGUCUGAUGUAAAAGAGGUGUUAGAUGCACAAGUGCAAAUUGCAUUGAAAUGUGUUGAAUUGUGCCUUGUUGAAUAUUUGGGACAACACGAAACCCAGAAAUAGUCAUUAUUGUGUUUCAGUUUAUGGCAACUCAUCUUGAUCCAGAGGAACAGUCUUAGAACUAUAAGUUUCAGACCUUAAAAAGCUCAAGUAGUGCUUUGUGAUUUGAUUUCUAAACCAUUAUGUUUUGGAUUAGUGCAAUAUCAUACUCAAUGUUAAGCACAGAUAGGUUAAUUCCCAGUAAAUGAUGAACCUUGAUAAUGUUUGCCGCAAAAAGCAAAUGUCAAAUGUUGUCAUAAAGUAGUGGUGAAGAACAGUCUUUAUUAGGAAUCAUUUAAUCAAGAGAAUUAUUAUGGAAAUUCUAGAGAAUGUAUAUGAUAUAUAUGUGCUGUGCUUGUGUAAUUAAUGUCAUUGUAUAUUGUAAUUAACAUGAAAUGAAUAUUUUAACAAUGAGAAUCUCAUCUUAGCUGCUGACUUCUAACAUGUCAAUAAAUGUUUUUAUUCUAA
Pristis pectinata (smalltooth sawfish) is the source of this 4455-nucleotide messenger RNA. Its product is annotated as interleukin-17 receptor A-like. The transcript is spliced from 13 exons. NCBI's taxonomy places the organism in Eukaryota, Metazoa, Chordata, Chondrichthyes, Rhinopristiformes, Pristidae. The record is from RefSeq and is a predicted model, not a curated record. Gene Ontology annotation, molecular function: interleukin-17 receptor activity. Bases 114 to 2594 code for a protein of 826 amino acids.